AAUUAAGAGUCACACCAAUGCACUUCAGCACCCUAAAGCUGCUCGAGCUGCAGGAACUGAGCAGGUACGUCCACGGCUUAUCUUUUGAGGCAGGUAUGAUGAGCACCAAAGAGGAGCCAGAACUUCAGGAGAGCCAGAUCGCCACGAUACAUCAUGCAGGGAUGCACAACGCGUUGGGGACGCGCUCGGCCAGCAUCGCCCUGUCUUCCACCGGCUCCUGGCGAGACGCGUCGCGCAACUGGGGCUGGCUGCUGUCCGGGGCCGUGCUCCUCAACGUGCUCAUGCUCGGAUGCGCGCUCGUGGGCGGCAGCGUGUUUAACGCGCAACACAUAACCAGCGUGCACCUGCAGCUCUACCUCGUGGUGCUGAUCCUCUCCACUACCGUCUGGAUGGUCUUCUACAAGGCGUACACGUGCCGCGAGGACGAGGCUGUGCUCUACAAGGAUGUGCACGCCGGGCCCGUGUGGCUCAGAGGUGGCCUGGUGCUGUUCGGUAUCUGCAGCUUAAUCAUGGACGUUUUUAAGACCGCCUUCUAUGUGGGUCUUGUGCACUGUGACUCACCUGUGAAAAUCAUCUUCCCUGUUGUGCAAGCCAUGUUUGUUUUGGUGCAGACUUACUUUCUCUGGCUCCAUGCCAAGGAUUGUGUGCAAGUGCAGAGAAACAUAACUCGCUCUGGGCUAAUGCUCACCUUGGCCACAAACCUGAUGAUAUGGAUGACAGCAGUGACAGAAGAGUCUCUCCAUAAAACAGUGUAUACCAAUGAUACCGGUAACCAUGGUUCCCGUAGUGUCUUACUUAGAGCUAGCUCGCCUAACGGUAACAGCAGUUGCACGUGCAGUAUCACGGCAUGCGGCAUCUUUGAAGAUGCCUACUAUUACCUCUAUCCGUUCAACAUUGAGUACAGCCUGUUUGCCUCAGCCAUGGCUUAUGUGAUGUGGAAAAACGUGGGCCGGCUGCUGGAUGACCACGGGCAUCAUGAGCACCGCUUCCGCAUGCGUGAUGUGCUGAUUGGCCCAGCCUGUGGCCUCCUGGUGUUGGUGGCUGGCCUGACCAUAUUUGUAGUGUAUGAGGUGGAUGCAUCAUCUGACGAGAAGGAGAAGAAGGACACGGCCCUCAUCAUGUACUAUGUGGCCAACACAAUCACAGUGGUCAUGAUGUCUGUGGCAGCAGCAGGCGGCUGUGCUCUGUACCGGCUGGAGCAGCGUGAGCACGCAGUGGGCAAGAACCCAACACGCAGCCUGGAUGUGGGGCUGUUACUGGGAGCCUCUGUAGGCCAGCUCACCAUCUCCUACUUCACCAUUGUGGCCGUGUUGGCGAUUGGUGUGGGCGGCCUAGUCAACGCCCUCAACCUGGCCUGGAGUGUGCUAACUGUAAUCGAGCUUUGUGUACAGAAUGUGUUCAUUAUUGAAGGCUUGCGGCGGGAACCACACCAGGACACACGCCGUGCCAGCAUCUUCUCCAAUCUGCUCGCCUUGCAAGCACACGAUGAGUGCCGGAGGUCCAGUAACGUGCUCACGCCUCGUGGCUCUAUUGCCAUCGCGGUCCACAAGCCCCUGCCCUGGAAGAGGAAGCUUCUCAAGGAGAUCUCGUCAUUCCUGUUGCUUUCCAACAUCAUUCUUUGGAUCAUGCCUGCCUUCGGAGCACGCCCACAGUUUGACAACCCCCUUGGAGAGGAUUUCUACCAGUCUAGCAUGUGGGGGGCUGUGGUUAACAUUGGACUGCCUUUUGGGAUCUUUUACAGAAUGCACUCAGUAGCCAGUCUUUUUGAGGUGUUCCUUACCUCUUGAAUCUACAGCCUUAGAAAAUACCUGUUCAUAUUUUAUAAAACUUUUUUUUUUUUAUAUGAUGCAAUCUGUUUGUUUAAAAAA
Messenger RNA from Ictalurus furcatus (blue catfish), 1868 nucleotides. It is a transcript of the gene otop2, whose product is annotated as otopetrin 2. Bases 18 to 1787 code for a protein of 589 amino acids. The record is from RefSeq and is a predicted model, not a curated record. Gene Ontology annotation, cellular component: membrane. Lineage: Eukaryota; Metazoa; Chordata; Actinopteri; Siluriformes; Ictaluridae. Gene Ontology annotation, biological process: proton transmembrane transport. The transcript has 6 exons. Gene Ontology annotation, molecular function: proton channel activity.